Messenger RNA from Cimex lectularius (bed bug), 2276 nucleotides. RefSeq names its product vacuolar protein sorting-associated protein 45 (gene Vps45). The record is from RefSeq and is a predicted model, not a curated record. Gene Ontology annotation, cellular component: Golgi membrane. Gene Ontology annotation, biological process: vesicle-mediated transport; intracellular protein transport. Lineage: Eukaryota; Metazoa; Arthropoda; Insecta; Hemiptera; Cimicidae. The transcript is spliced from 13 exons. The coding region runs from base 161 to 1867 and encodes 568 amino acids.
UAGUUCACCGAAAUGUUAAUUAAAUUUUUCCUGUGACGUUUGAUUCUGAUUGAAGGUUCCUGGGUUUGUUUGUAACCUUUCACAAACAGAAGUUCUGUUUCCAAUCGGUUACUGAGUAUCUCAGUUGGGCGUUUCUGUUUUUGCUGUUUCUGGAUCCAGAAUGAACCUCAUCACAGCGGUGAAGCUGUACGUGACGAAAAUGGCAGAGGAGAGUGGCACUGGUAUGAAAGUCCUCCUGAUGGACCAGUAUACAACCAGCAUAGUCUCCAUGGUGUACUCACAAUCUGAAAUAAUGCAGAAGGAAGUCUACCUGUUUGAGAUCAUCGACAAGCCCGGAUCAAUUGAGCCGAUGAAGCAUCUGAAGUGCAUCGUAUUUCUCAGGCCGACCAAAGAUAACGUCGGCUUGCUGUGCAACGAACUCAGACGUCCUCGCUACGGAACGUACUAUCUUUAUUUCAGCAACAUUAUUUCAAAAGCUGAUAUAAAAACCCUGGCCGAGUAUGAUGAGAUUGAAGUCGUGAGAGAAUUCCAGGAAUUCUUUGGCGAUUAUUUAGCAGUCAGUCCACAUCUGUUUUCCCUAAACAUAACAGGAUGCUGCCAAGGGCUUAAUAAUUGGAACCCCGACCACCUUUUAAGAUGUGUACAGGGGGUGACGGCAGUGCUACUCUCUCUAAAAAAAUGCCCAAACAUUAGGUACCAAGGUUCUUCAAUGAUGGCAGAAAAACUUGCGGAUAAAAUAAGGGAAGUAUUGACAAAAGAAUCAACACUGUUUGAUUAUAAGCAACCUGAUGUUCCUCCAUUAUUAUUAAUAUUAGAUAGAAGAAGUGAUCCAAUAACACCCCUUCUGUCUCAGUGGACGUAUCAAGCUAUGGUCCAUGAACUUCUUACGAUAUCUAAUAACAGAGUAAAUUUAGGCAAAGUGAGUAGUUCUGUUUCGCCCGAACUUAAAGAAGUAGUGCUUUCGUCCGAGCAAGAUGAAUUCUAUGCAGAUAAUCUGUACCUUAAUUACGGUGAUAUUGGACAGACGUUAAAAAGGCUUUUAGACGAUUUUCAGAAAAAAGCCAGGAGUCACCAGAAAGUCGAGAGUAUAGCUGAGAUGAAACAGUUCGUUGAGAAUUACCCUAAAUUUAAGAAAAUGUCGGGAACAGUUACCAAACAUGUUGUGAUUAUUGGUGAAUUAUCAGCGUUGGUGGAGAAACGUUGUUUAAUGGAGGUUUCUGAAGUUGAACAGGAAAUGGUAUGCCAAGAUCAACAUUCGCACCAUCUACAGAGAGUAAAAUCACUAAUGUCCAAUAGUAAAAUAAGAAAUGAAGAAGCCUGCAGGUUGGUCUUGCUGUACGCUCUAAGGUACCAUACACAUUCAAAUUGUGAUAUUAGAAGUUUAAUUGAUGGCCUGAAGAAAAGAGGAGUUCCAGAAAAUAUGUGCAAGAUGGUCGAUGAAAUCAUAUAUUACUCUUUACAAGAUUCUGAUUCAAGCGCAAAUUUAGUCUCUCAAGAGAAAGUGGCAAAAAUUACCAAACGUUUUUUCAAGGAUCUUAAAGGUGUUGAGAAUGUUUUCACACAGCAUGUUCCGACAUUAAAGGAAACUUUAGAAGAACUUAUAAAAGGGAGGUUGAAAGAAAAUGUUUUCCCGUUCUUAGGGUCAACCCCACCAACAAGAAGAGUCCAGGAUAUUAUUGUAUUUAUGAUUGGAGGUGUGACUUACGAGGAAUCUUUAUGCGUAUACCAAUUGAACAAGAGUUCGAAUUUUGGAGGUGUACAAAUUUUACUAGGUGGUUCAACAGUGCACAACACGGAGUCGUUUCUGGAAGAAGUAUCGGCGGCCACGCAAAGAAACAGAGGGAUCGGGCACUAUAGACUGAAAUAAGCCGACAAGAAUUUACCAACCAAUUUUAAAUUCUUAAAAUGAUGGAUUAUCAUAAUAAUUGUUGCAUCAUGAACAAAGCUGAAGGAAAGGAGCCUUAUUUCAGACUGCAUUCCUUAAACGUACCUGAUGAAUUUGCUUUUGUAAUUUAUUAUUAUAAUCAUUAUUAUCAUUAAAAUCAAAAUUUAAUUCCUAUCUAGUUAAUUCCAAUUCAUAGUCGUUUAAUGUCUCAUUAUUAAAAGUUUCCUUGUGAAAUAAGGAAAAAAUCCAUUUAUAAAAAUGAUCAUUUGUACAUAAAGUCAGCCCUGUGCUCAAUUUAUAUGUACAUGAUUGUCAGCAUUCAUCCUUUUUUUAAUAUGUAUUUGAAAUUAAUUUUAUAUUGCGAUUAAGUCAUUAAAAAUAAAUGUUCUAU